This is a messenger RNA of Cryptotermes secundus, 1068 nucleotides long. RefSeq names its product origin recognition complex subunit 6 (gene Orc6). The record is from RefSeq and is a predicted model, not a curated record. The transcript is spliced from 6 exons. Gene Ontology annotation, molecular function: DNA binding. NCBI's taxonomy places the organism in Eukaryota, Metazoa, Arthropoda, Insecta, Blattodea, Kalotermitidae. Gene Ontology annotation, biological process: DNA replication initiation; DNA replication. Bases 176 to 934 code for a protein of 252 amino acids. Gene Ontology annotation, cellular component: nuclear origin of replication recognition complex.
AGGCGAUAAUGGCUACCCUGAACUUCAUAAUUUGGCGGUUGAAUAAGAGUGGGUGUUUACUUGGACUGUUGAAUACUAAAUAGCAUAUAAUUUAUUGAUAGUUUAGGGCUGCCUUGUGAUAAUUUGACUUUCGAAUGUUGGAAUUACGGAUUGGUACUCUGUGAGCAGUUGAAUAAUGACUUCACAAAUGAGGUUAUUUGUUUUGUUAGGCUCGAAGUUAGGUUUGCAGUCCGAAGUCGUUAUAAGGAAAGGGCAUGAAUUACAUCGACUGCUGCAUCUGAAGACUAGUACAUGUGCUAUCAACAUCAGUGAAACUUGCCAAAUCGUCAUAUGCCUUGAUUUAGCAGCUUCAGUAAUUGGAGUCCCAGUUGAAAGGCUUGAUGCCAUCAGACUGGCAGGUGUUACAAAGAAAAAUUACACAUCUCUUUGCCAUACAAUUGAAAAAUUGUUAGGCAUUGAAAAGCACAUUACUAUCAAGGAUCUGUGUGUUCAGUUUGGUGUUAGUGAAGCAAUGUCAUUGGCACAGAAGAUAUUGCAUAGAUAUGUAAGUGAAGAUGCCCAUGGAGCGGUGGUGGACCUCAGUCACCCAGUGUACAAUGUCACAGCAGUGAUUGUAGCUUGCAAGCAUUGCAAGCUGAAAGUGGACCGUGCAAAACUUUUGGAAAUGAGCCAUAUCCAGAAGUCAGCAUUUCUGAAACUUGCAAACACUUUUGAAAAAUAUGCAAAAGAACUUCAUCUCAGCCACAAGUCAUCAUCAUGUAAUGUUGAAGAAGAUGAGUAUAACCCAAGAAGCCAAUUGAAAAGUAUGGGUUCAGGAAUGGAACAAAUUUUUCCACCACCCUCCAGGAAGGCACUGCCUGAUUCUUCCAAUUCACAAAGUUAUGAGGACUGGAAAAAGAGCAUACUUGAAGACUGUGAUAAUGUGGAGCCCUAAAACAGUCAUACCAGACCAUGUUAUUUCAUUUUUGGAUGUCUUGCACAGAACAGAAAUUUGAUUUAUCAGUCAUUUGUCAUAUUGUAGGUAUAGUAAUUUAAAAAAAAAUAUAUCAUAUGUGAGCUGCAAUGUGA